Rhizophagus irregularis DAOM 181602=DAOM 197198 is the source of this 1058-nucleotide messenger RNA. RefSeq lists its product as uncharacterized. NCBI's taxonomy places the organism in Eukaryota, Fungi, Glomeromycota, Glomeromycetes, Glomerales, Glomeraceae. The record is from RefSeq and is a predicted model, not a curated record.
UUUGAAAAAAAAAAAAUUCUUGUCAAUUUCAAAAAAAAAAAAUGCCACUUAAAUUAGAUAACCUCGACUUAUCAAAACAUGUUAUAAUCCUUACUGGUGCAACUGAUGGCAUCGGUAAAGAAAUGGCGAGAAUUUUAGCUGGAUUUAAUCCCAAGAGAUUGAUUUUACCAGCUCGUAAUAUAGAGAAAGGAAAUAAUUUAUUAGAAUAUAUUAAAUCUUCUAACGGAAAUGCAAAUAAUGUUGAAAUUUGGGAAAUGGAUUUAGCAGAUUUACAAAGUGUAAAAAAUUUUGCCAACAAGUUCAUCAAUGAAAUUGGAGAAUUACAUAUUUUAAUUAAUAAUGCAGGUGUAGGUGUACAAAGUCGAGUCAUUAAAACGAAAGAUAACUUUGAAUUACAAUUUCAAGUUAAUCAUUUAGCACCAUUUUUACUCAUUUGGUCGUUAUUGGAUACGAUGAAAAGAUCGGUUUCCGCUGAAUUACCUGGAAAAAUUGCAUUUACUACUUCAGUGGCCAAUCAAUUUGGCGAAAUUGAUUUUGAUAAUUUAAACCUUGAAAAAAAUAAUUAUUGGCAUCCUUUUAAAGGUUAUGGAAAUUCUAAAUUGAUGAAUAUUAUUAUUGCCAAACAAUUAGGUCGUAUUGUUCAAAGUGAAAAUAUUACGACAUGUUCAAUUCACCCUGGCGUAAUUCAUACAAAUAUUACUCAAUUGAGUAGCCCUUUUUUUACUUCUUUAUUUAAAAUACUUGUGAAAAUAACUGGAGCUGAGAUAACAGCUGAACAAGGUGCCAUCAACGUUCUUUAUCCUGUAUUUUCUCUCGAGACGGGAAAUUACUAUAAUGAAGGAAUUGAGGAUGAACCAAAUAAAAUCGCUUACGAUCAAGAAAUUGCAAAGAAAUUGUGGGAUGUUUCUGAGCAAAUAUUAAAAGAUCAUGGAAUGAUCUAAAAGUUUAGUUUUCUUAUUAUUUUUUUUUUAUACCAAAUUUUUUUAUGUUAACGUACAAUAUUAAUAUCAUCAUCUUAUCAAUUAUUAUCUUAUCUAUUAUUAUCUUAUCAAUUAUUA